AUGGAAGAUUACUACGCGCUAUUAAAAUGCACCCCUGACGCAACCCCAUUGCAAAUCAAGCAAAGUUACCAGCGCCUGGCCAGAGAAUACCAUCCGGACAAAGGAGCCCUAUCCAGCGAAAACUUCCUGGCAAUCGACAAGGCCUACAAAAUCCUGAAAGAUGAGCUAUCGCGGAAAGACUACGAUUCUACUACGUUUGCCAGCACCUGCAACCAACACAGCCUGAUCUAUGCAGAAUUAGCUAAAGAGGAUAUACGGUUGGAUUGCGAGGGUAGGGCUUUCUACCCUUGCAGGUGCGGAGAAGAUUUCCUUAUAGAGAAAGAACACUUAGAAGAACCUGAAUGCGUUAUUGAGUGCGGCGAAUGCUCAAAUUCCAUCUUGAUUCGGUAG
This is a messenger RNA of Ceutorhynchus assimilis (cabbage seed weevil), 390 nucleotides long. The record is from the annotation of a GenBank genome assembly. Lineage: Eukaryota; Metazoa; Arthropoda; Insecta; Coleoptera; Curculionidae.